UUUUUAUGUAAACUCUACACAGACUUCUGCUUCCUCAAAUAUUGAAUAGCAGUUGUUGGUGCUUUCACUUUCUGUACAGUGUGAGCUGGUGGGUCACAGUGGAGAAUUCAGGGGGAAAUUCAGACGCUGUCUGGGGGAGUUUCCAUUGCAGAGGCGGAGUAAACACUGAACAGUUUGAUUUGCGAGUUAAGUCUUGUGGACCUGAGCAAUACAAGCAGGGUGUUCAGUUUGUACAGUAAUAUUUGUACAGCAGUCACCGUCCUGUAAGUAGUUCCUCUAUUGUUUUACCUGUACACAGAAGUACCUCUCAGUUUUGUUACAGACACCUUUCUAUUUUCUACAACAAACAACAAAGUCGAAAUAUGAAGUUUCUGGAGCUUGAGAACGCCAUAAGUCGCUUCAGGUUUUCUCAGUCCUGUGUGGGGUUGGCAGGUUGCCUGUGUGUGAGCUACGCAGUCUGGACACCGUUCUGGCUGAAGGAGAGGGGACUCUGGACAGAGUGGAAUAACACUGACCAGACAAAUCAUAUAGGUGGCAAUGACUUCAGCGCCCUGAAGGCAGAGAGAGUAUUUGGAGUUCUCUCCUUCUUGAUGGCUGUGAGCACUGGGGCUCUGUGUCUGGUGUUUGCCCUCUGCUGGACAUCUGAGACGGUGCACUCCUACUCCAACACGCGCUCUCUCCUCAUGGCAGGACAGGCCCUGUACCCCACCACUCUGCUGCUGUUCACCAUGGCCUCUACAGGUUUCUUCUUUCUCCUCAGCUGGUCUUUUUUCACCUAUCAGCAUAGGGAAGAAAUCCAUCAGGACUUCUCCAGCCUCGGCUCCUCCUAUUGGCUAGGUGCCUUAGGUUGGGUCCUGCUGUUGGUCGUGGAGAUGAUAGUGUUUAUAGCUGAGCAAGCUGUUGUGCCUGACAUCCAGCCAGACUUAGAGAAAGCUGUGGAGUCCUGGCGGAUUUCCUCUCAACUUAAGGCCGCUAAGCGCUCUUUCAGUGAUGGUUAUUGCCCUGGAAACAGCAUAAGCAACAUGGCUCCUAAUAGCCUUGAGUGAAGUGCAGAGAUGAGGACAUGACAGAGGAAAUGAAAGUUAAUGUGUAAGUUACACAUUAAAAACACAGACUUAAUGAGGAACCAGCAAUUCACACUUGCAUCUUACUCUCACCCUAGAUAGAGCCCCGGCAUCAAGCUGAGAGGCCUGUUUAGGGAUCGUUAUUAUUAUUGAUCUAUACAACCAGACUAAAUAAUGAUUAACUGUGUUGGGAGUUCAAGUGUUUGCCAGAGGAAUUAAGUUGGAUUCCUGAAAGUCUCCAGCUUUCUCAAGAGCUGAUCAUAGCGGUGAUUCUCCACCUUGUUUCCUGUAUUGACUCAAAAGUAAAACACACUAAGGACCAACAAUACUGGCUGGUAAACUGGGCAGUAAAUGUAAGAGGACAAUUGUUCUCUGACAAAGUGUAAACUAGUGGUUGUUGUCCAGGUGUGCCCUAGGCCAGAAUCAGAUCCAGCUGCGGGUUUUUUUUGGUCAGAUUUAUGUUAUCAAAACACUCACAAAACAUUCAACUUGUACCUGGACAGUUGUUUUGUUUCAAGGACUAGUAUUUCAAUGUCUCUGUAUAAGCUGCAAUGGUGUUGAUGUAAGUUAAAUUAGCGCCAUCAUUAUAUAUUUUUUUCACAAUGGGUUUUUUGUUGUUUUCUACAAAGAAUGUAAAUAUCACUUUAAUGAUUCCUGUUUUUAAUUAUCUAUUGUAUGCAUGUUCAACAAGGAUACAUUUUACUAUGUUUAUCAUGUGCUGUCCUCCACAGCUAAAUAAAAGUCGUGUACGUUUACUUCAUGUGUGUCUGUCAUAGAGGGUAUUAUCAGCUCAUAUGGCUGAGCAAGAUGGUUGACUGCUUGGACAGUGUUCCUGCAUCUGCCUACAAGGAGUUGCAAGUGUAGUGGAGCAAAGGUUUUUUCCAGCCAUUCCUACAUAUAUCAGCUUUUUGAAAAACCAACCCAGCGCAUUUUCAGCAUAUAGUUCCAAACUAUGCAGAGUAUUUGGACCAUCCAACAACAGACUGCCUCCAAAGUCGUUAUUUACUUUUCUCUCACACAUUUCCUGGAGGAGAGGAAGCACUCUGACGCUGGACGGCUUAUGUUUAUGUUCUCCACCUGCCAAAGUAGGGGAGAAUUAAGUGGCUCUGGCUCUGUUAAUUGGGCGUUAAUCAGGUGUUGCUCUAAUUAAAAGGCAGUUCCACCCUGUUGGGCCCUGGUAAUGAGUUUGUUAUUAAAUCCACAGAGGAUUUUUGUCUCUUUUUCAAUUUACCAACAGGGUAGUGCUUAAUUGCUGUGUAAAUGAGGGGAAUGUCCUUGAAGGUUGUCUUGCAUCAGCACCCGAUCCAUGGAGCUUCCCCACCCAAACUCCAAACCUAUUCAGUUCACCUCUUUAGUCCAGCUGUGCCUCUCCGCAGUAGCUGUUAUUUUAAUCCAAUGCUAAUUCCUGAAAAAAAACAACCUCAUUUGCUGAAUUGAGAGAGUAUGUAUGCCACUUUCUCUCUUAAAAAAGUAUUUCCUUUUUCUAAAUUCUUUUUUCCCCCUGGAGGGUGUUGUCUGGGCCUUUGAAAGCAUACAGUCUUUUGUGGCUGCCGGUCUGUCAUAAACAAACUCUCAAUUUUUCCAUUCCACCACCACAAACACCUUCACCUUCCUGAGAAAAAUAGACCAAAGGUUGAGAAUGCCUUCAGAGAAAGACGGGCAAAUCAAUGCGGAGCUAGAAAGAAAAAGAUAGUGAGACGUUUAGGCACAAAAGAUGAAAUGACAGAUGAAUGGUGGAAGAUGUUAGGCACAGAUAGACAGGGGGGCCAGAUAGAUACAGAGAGAUUGUAGCUACUGAUUGUUGAAGGGCAUUUUCUACAGAGACAUCAAUCAGGAGAUGGCACCAAGAUUGAGGCAGGCCGCCAGCGAUUUCUACCCGCAGACAGAAGCAUGUGUAGAACACAACCUGGGAUAAACCACUGCUCUUCAUAUCAUUAUAGACCAAUUAUACAGCCAUGUUCUGCUAAUUACAGUUCUAACACUAUCCCGUCCCAUCCCACAGUAUAAUGCAUGUGCUUCUCUUUGCUCCUGUGUGCUUGUGCUCAUUGAGAUAUAUGAAUACAUGUGCUUGCUAACAUGGUGAAGCAUCCUGAAUUAGACUUUUUUUUUGUGCUGUAUACUUGUAUUUUGUGGUGAAGAAAGCAAGCUGUUGUUUUCAGCUUUACCUUUUGGUGGUGCUGGUGUAACAUGUUUUGCUUUGCUUCUUGCAAUGAAAUCCAGUGAAAUGGGAGACACUGCUCUCAUUUGACGAGUAAUGAAAUCACCAAAAAAAGGAAAGCGUGUGUAUUGUUUGUGUUUGAUUAUUAUCUGUGAGGUAGACAAAGUGUGAUUAAUAUUCUGUAGCAUAUUUCAAAGGAUUUUGAGCCAGAAUGUGCCGGACUACUUAAUAAGUCAAUUUUUAUUUGGCUCGAUGUGGGAGCAUGAUGAAUUAUGAAAUAAAGUGCGAACUUGA
Molecule: messenger RNA, 3516 nt
Organism: Eleginops maclovinus (Patagonian blennie)
Lineage: Eukaryota; Metazoa; Chordata; Actinopteri; Perciformes; Eleginopidae
Exons: 4
Coding region: 363-1046 (227 amino acids)
Source: RefSeq, a predicted model, not a curated record